Prorocentrum cordatum is the source of this 870-nucleotide messenger RNA. NCBI's taxonomy places the organism in Eukaryota, Dinophyceae, Prorocentrales, Prorocentraceae. The record is from the annotation of a GenBank genome assembly.
GAGAGGAGGCUGCAGGCGGACAAGAAUAAGCUCGAGCAACAACUGAAGGCGCUCGCGGCAAAGGACAAGAAGAUCGAGAGGCCACGGGCCCUUGCGGGAGUCGGGUCGGGCGGUGCUGCUUCGCAGGCACAAGCCCCGCAGACCGACGCCUCUGGUUCAGACACAGACAAGGCCAGGCUCAGUGAGAUCGGCGCAGGCAUCAGAGCAAUUGGGGUUUCGAAGGACCCGGUGCUCAUCAAGUGCAAGACGGAUAUAGCUGCGGAGUACGAUUCUCUCAAGGAGCGGAUCAUGCGCGAGGAGCCCGUGGCCUUGGAGAAGAAGCGCGAUCGUCCGGCCGAGAAUGUCAAGGCGAUCGAGCACAAGGUUUGCGAACUCCAGAAGCAGCCCGGCGAAGCGAGGGACGCCCUCGCGGCCACGGCACGCGAGCUCGCGGAGGCAGAGGAGCAGCGGCGCACCGCGGCUAUUGCAGCCCCUCGGCCCGGAGGGUCUGAUGGCCCACCGUCGCUGCGUUCAGCCAUCUCGGGCAUUGACACGCCAAUCGACGAGGUUGGCAAGAUGCUCGAGAGCUUCGGAGCGGAGCAGGGCAUGCGGAACGACGUCGUCGGCAUGUUCGAGCGCUUCCGCGCCCUCGACAAGGCGGCUGCGGAGCGCCGUGCUCGCGAGGCGAGCGGCGGAGGCGCCGCUGCUCCUGGCGGUGUUGGUGGCGAAGCUCGCGUUGAUGGGCGCGCUCGUGCUGCCGAGGGUGGCCGCGUGCCCAUGGACACGGGUGACCUGCCAGACUUGCCGGCCAUCUACAGGGAGGCCUUCGGAGCGGACCCUCCUGAGGACGAGGCCCAGCUCAGGACCGCCAUCAAGCGGCUCGGCGAGGCG